UGUGGGGAGGAAAGUCGUUGCCAUUCGACCUCUGCGGGGCCUGCGCGGACGCAGCGAGAACCCUGAAAAUGUCAUUAUGCGCUUAAAAGAGCGAUUUAUUUCCGCAUAACCGACACACUCUCACCGGCCGAGGGCCCGGCGACCGAUAAAAGAGCGGCGGAGGGAGGACGAGCAACGACGGCGGGUGGGAGACGGCGAGGAGACGGAAGGAAAAAAAAAGAACAUUUUGCCGUGGCGGGGGGAAUCCUGUUGAGACGUUUAUCAUAAGCGCAAGAAAAUGUCCGGUGAGAGGAACCGCAGGUCGCUGGCGUUCCGAGGCGGUGGACUAGCCGGGCUAACGGGCUCCGGGGGCUCCAGCUCCGGCGGCGCGGGGAACGGUAACAGCUGGGAGGCCCCGGCCUGCCAGGACCGACAUUUUAACGGCAACCGGCCGGACCAAGACGACGACGGGGACCUGCGGGCGACGGGACCAACGCGGAAGCGGCUGGAGGGCGCGGGCUCGGUGAGCGACAGCACGGAGCCCGAGGCGGAGGAGGAAGAGGACGCGGAGGGGGCCGCCGUCGGCAACCGCGGCGGCGUCGCCGACUCGGCGGCGAAUGGCUACAAGGAAGCGGGCAGCGAAAACUGUGCCGAGUCGGGAGGACCCAGGAAAUGCGGCGUGGAGAUGAGACCGCAGACGCUGCUCCAGAAGCACUCGCUCUUCCACGCGUCGUGGCUCCACGAGUUCCCGUGGCUGCGCUUCUGUCAGCAGACGGGGCUCAUGUCGUGCUCGUGGUGCCGCGACGUCGCCACCCGGAGCGGCGACGAGCUCGCCAAGGGCAGCCGGAGCUACAAGCGGGCCCUGCUCCUCCGACAUCACCUGUCGUCCGACCACGGCAGGAAUGACCCCAGCAAACAGGAGUCGGGGAGGCCCUCAGACAACGCCAGCCCGUCCACCAACUCCUCGGAGGACGACUACCGCAACAAGCCCAACGAGAACUCGUACUGCUACCAGCUGCUGCAGGAGCUGGACAAGCAGCGCAAAAGCGGCAUCCUGUGCGACGUCAGCAUCGUGGUGUCGGGCCAGGUGUUCCGCGCCCACAAGAACAUCCUGGUGGCGGGCAGCCGCUACUUCAAGACCCUUUACUGCCUGACGCAGAGCGAGGCGCAGGACCGGGCCACCGUCACUCACCUGGACGUGGCCGCCGUGCAGGGUUUCUCGGUCAUCCUGGACUUCCUCUACUCGGGCAACCUGCUGCUCACCAGCCAGAACGCCAUCGAGGUCAUGUCGGUGGCCAGCUACCUGCAGAUGACCGAGGUGGUGCAGUCGUGCCGGGCGUUCAUCAAAGACGCGCUCAACAUCAGCAUCAAGCAGGAGGCGCCCGACUCUGUAGUGGUGGACUAUAACAAGCGGCAGACUGUGGCCAAGGAGGGGCAGCGGGGGCGCCCCGACCGCAAGCCCAGCAACUUCUGGGCCACCAGCAUCCUCUCCAAGCUGUCCAUCAAAGCCAGCAACAACCAAGGAAAGGAGGCCGAGGAGGACGCCGAGGAGGACGCCGGCAGGGUGAAGGAGGAGUCCAGCGACGUAGAGGUGACGCAGGUCGGGGCCGGUCCCCCCGGCGCCCCUUCGGGGAGCUGGAGCCACCACGACGACAAUUCCUCCGACUCGGCCGACAACAAUGAGGCCCGCGCGCAGGUUUUCGUCUGGAACGAGCCGGGCACGGGGGCGGCCAUCAAGCGCGAGGCCCCCGACGCCGCCGUCGUUGGCAGCGGGCGCCGGAAAAAGCAGGCCACCACGCGGAGGUUCGUCUACAACUUCCCGCCCGAGCCCGAAGAAGGCUUCGACGAGGGCAUGUUCAUCCAGCCGUCCGCCUCCUACCCCCGAGAGGACUUCUCGUCGCUCUCGGAAAACGCCGAGCUGGCCAAUCAGAUCCAGUAUAGCAUCAUCCAGCCAGGGGAAUCCUGGGAGAAUGGCGAGUCGCCGCUGCUGGCCAUCAACAAGCUGAAGUGUCCGCACUGCAACUACAUCGCCAAGCACCGGCGCACCCUCAAGAGGCACCUGGUCAUCCACUCGGGCGUGCGCUCCUUCAGCUGCGACAUCUGCGGGAAGCUGUUCACCCGUCGCGAGCACGUCAAGAGACAUUCCCUGGUGCACAAGAAAGACAAGAAGUACAAGUGCAUGGUUUGCAAGAAGAUCUUCAUGCUGGCGGCCAGCGUGGGCAUCCGCCACGGCUCGCGGCGCUACGGCGUCUGCGUGGACUGCGCCGACUCGCACCAGACCACCCAGGAGGGCCUGGAGGCCAUGGAGUUCCCCCGGGACGAUGACUUCGAGGGCGACGAGGGCGACGACCUGCUGGAGGGCGACGACUCCGCCUCCGCCGACCACGACCGAGCCGCCUGGGCCCGCGGGGGCAGCGCUUGCGCUGCCCCUCCGGUGGACGACAAGGAGUUCUAGCCUCAUGGUUUUUGUUUUUUAAAUAUAUGUAAGCUGGUAAACAAUCAACUCCAAAAGUGCUAUCAAAACCCUGAGGUUGCUUAAUUGCGCGAGUUUGACAAAGAUAUUAGAGACGACAACAACAAAAAAGCUUUGGUAGUGUGGGAAUCCCGCCAUGUACAGAUUUAAUUAUUAUUAUUAUUGUUAAUGCCCACCAGAGAAAGAUUAUAUGAAAGAAAAAUCAGGUUUUGGGGGGGGGGGGUGUAUGUAUGUUUUCUUUUAAAUAGGUGGGGAGGGCUAGCUAGGCCAAUCAUUUGGACGUAAAAAAAAUGUAAUUAUUUAAUUUAAGAAGAUUUUAUGGUCUUAUCACGGAUCUAAUUUUUAUCGUUAAUUUUUUCCUUUUUUUUUUUAACUUGCUGUGUAGAUGGCGUUUAGUUGCGCUAAAAUUCUAUAUUAUUCCGUUUUUCUUUUUUUUUUUUCCCCUGCGCAAAUCUUGGAACCAAAAAAACUGUUUGGUGACUGUUAUCUCAGCCAUAUUUAUAAGAUAAAUUAAUAAAAAUAAAAAUAAAAAACGAGGGCUGUGACGACGUCGUGCCAAACAGAGACCGCACACCAAGAUGGAGCAGGAAAACUACUGAAUACGCUUCAAUGAAAAGACACCUUUAUUUGAUUUUUUUUUUUUUAAAUUAAAUAAAGAAUUUUUACGAAAAAAAAAUAUUUAAAAGUAUAAGAAGUAAAGCGCGAGGGAGGGGGCUGUUCUAGCUAGCUUUAUACCAAUCGCCGCGUCACGCUAACACUUUAAAAAAGCAUUUGACCUUCACUUAAAGCUUGAAUCGUUUGUUGUUUUGUUUUUUAUGCCAAAUGACGACGUUUGGUGCUGUAAUGCUUUGUCGCAGAAUACUGGACCUACAAAACAAGCGAGGCUUUAAUUCUUAUGAUGUCUGUCGUCAUGAAAGACAAAAAAAUAAGCUUCAAUGGUAUAACUGACGCUUCACCUCCUCUCUACAACACUAUAGCCUCUUUCACGCAGAGAUCCCACCCCAAAAAAAAAACACAAAACGAAGACCCAGCAUUUGUCUGCCUUUGCCUGUCACGCCAUCCCCAGCAAAAAGCCAGGCUUUAAUUCUUAUGUUUGUCGUCAUAAGAAGCUUCAAGUGAAUCAGAGCUGUAACCGAAGAUCUGAAGUUUAUCCGUCUCUGCCUUUCACACAGAAGCGUGUCUGGUGUUAAACUUCAUCACAGAAUAAUGCCCUUACAGGCGGCUUCGUCGCAAAAUACUGGACCUACAGCAUGGUUUUAAUUCUUAUGAUUUCUGUCAUCAUCAAAACCUUCUUUUCCUACACCACCAACCUCUAUCACACAGAGAUCUUGCAAAAAAUGGGUCGGAGAAACUGAGUGUUAAACUUCACACCCCUGUUUCGGCAUUGCGGAAUAUGGCUUUAAUUCUUAUUGUCUGUCGUCAUUAAAAUCUUUACCUCUAUCAACACUAGCCUAUUUGCAAAAAUAGGGCAGGAGAAGUUGGGUGUUAAACUUCACACCACCGUCACAUCAUGGAAUACUAGACCUACAGUUACGGGUUUAAUUCAUAUGAUUUCUCAUUGUCAAAACCUUUACUUCUGACAACACUAACCUCUUUCACGCAGUCUUGCAAAAUAGGGUAGGAGAAGUUGAGUGUUAAACUUAACAUCCCUGGCCUAACAUCAUGUAAUACUGGACCUACAAUACAGCUUUAAAUCUUAUGAUGUCUCAUCAUUAAAACCUCCCUUUUCAACAGCAGUCGCCUCUUUUAGAGAGAGUCUUGCAAAAACAGGUUAGGAGAAGUUGGGUGUUAAACGUCACUUUCUUGUCCUGGCAUUGUUGAACUCUGGACCUACAGUACGGCUUUAAUUCUUAUGGUGUUAUUCAACAUAACAAGCUUCACCUCCGACAACCCCAGACUCUUUCACGCAGAUUGGUUGCAUCUGCCUUUGCCUUGCCAACGGGUGUCGGGUAUUAAACUUCACAUACUGGACCCGCGGUAUGGGCUUUAAUUCUUAUGACGUUACUCAAACAGUGAAAACCUUGACUUCCAGCAACACCAAACCUGCAUUGAAAAAUUGGCAUCAGAGCCGUAACAGAAGACCUACCUUUUCCACCGAGCCUAGCGGAAAUUGGACGCAGCGACACGGCAUCCCUUUAAUUGGAUCAUUCGACAACAAAUAAAAAUACUGACCAAAAAAAUAAAAAAUAAACCUGCCGGGUUUCAGACUUCACACCCUGGUCUUGUCCCGCCUCUGUUACGGCUCUGAUGCUACCUCCCGAGGCGGAAGAAUUGCUGGGUCAUGGCAAAAAAAAAAAAAAAGGCGGAAAAAUGCCGGUGUAAAAGGGGCUUCUGUGGACUAUCAGGUAAUCUUUGCCAUUCUUUUUUUGUUUUACUUUUAACGUGUGCGGUUUUUUUUUUGUUUUUCCCGUCUAACUACCUGCAGUACUUUUCCGUGUUAAUUAUGCGUUAUGAGGACCUAAGUGGACGUCUUUUUGUUUAUAUUUGGUACCGAGUUAUAUACGCCGUUUAUAUAUAUAUAUAUAUAUAUAUAUAUAUAUAUAUAUUUGGAAUCAUUUGAUUGUGACGGGACGUCCAAAGCGUAUUUUUCUUUGGGGGGGGGGGCGCGUAACUCCAUUUUUGUUUUGUUUUUUGUCAUUUGAUUUCCAUUUAAUUUGGUCUGCCAGGUUGUUUUUGUUUUUUUUUUUUUUAAAAAAAAAAAGAAAAAAACACUUCUUUGUUUCCACAAGACAAAAACGAGUGAAGCUCUAUGGCGCCAUCAUAGACAUGCACUUACUUUUUGUGAUCGUUUUUUUCUUAUUUUCAAUGUUUGCCCCAAAAAGCGGGUCUGAAUGGAACUUUUUCUUCGUUUUUUGUUAUUUAAUAUAUAUGUUGACUCCAAAAAAAAUGCAAUCAAGACUGUUAAUUUCUAUUUUUUCCAACCAAAAUUAUUAUUACUAUUAUUGUUAUUGUUGUUAAUUAUUAUUAUUAUUAUUAUUAAGGGUGGGAGGAGCCGGGCAACAUGUUAAUGCGACCAUUCACUUUACUCCUCCGCCUUUUUGAUUGUUUCCUCCCGUGACUUCAGCACAUCGCUUUUCUUAAUAGUGCGUGUGGAGCGGGUGUGGGUGUGUGUGUGUGUGCGUGUGUGUGUGUGUGUGUGUGUGUGUGAAUAUAUAUAUAUGUAUACACGCACACACACAAUUAUACAGUAUGUGUGUUCAUAUGCAGUUUGUACGGGACACCUCAUCUUCCUUCUCGUGUCACUUUCAAAAAUCACUGUGGGUAGGGCCUACGAUAUAACAAAUAUAUAUAUAUACAUAUAUACGUGGAGAAUCUAUGAGAUAUGAAUAUAUAUAUAUAUAUAUUUUAAAAAAUCUAUUAUUUAACUUCCUUCCGCUUUGCUGUGUGCUGUUUGCCCGUCACUUCCUGUCUCUUUUAUAUAUAUAUAUAUAUAUAUAUAUAUAUAUAUGAUUCGCGCCAUCCUACUGAUUUUUAUUGUACAUUUUUAAUGCUGUAUUUCUUUUAUGGACAUCAAUAAGCAAAACAAAACAAAAAAACACCACACUACAGAUUUUUGUUUCCCCCCACACACACACACACACACCAUACGCAUCUAUUCCCAGCUGUAUUUUUUUACGCUUUUAAGAUUUUCAAACACACACAAAAAGUUGUAUUUUUCAACUUAUUUGCUCUGACAGCGAUGCAAAACUCGGUGCCCUCCGAACACAAAAAAAAAAGCAAAAUUCAGGUUACUCUUUUUACGUUUUUACCAGAACUUUUCAAAGAUGGAACUUAACAUUCUCCUGGUUUGUUUCUCUUCUCUCUGUUUUAAAAAAAAAUGUACUACUGUUCCUCUGUGUACUACAUUUUAAGAAUAAAACUUUGAUAUUGCUCUCA
Messenger RNA from Phycodurus eques (leafy seadragon), 6328 nucleotides. It is a transcript of the gene zbtb10, whose product is annotated as zinc finger and BTB domain containing 10. The record is from RefSeq and is a predicted model, not a curated record. Gene Ontology annotation, molecular function: protein binding; DNA-binding transcription factor activity, RNA polymerase II-specific; RNA polymerase II cis-regulatory region sequence-specific DNA binding. NCBI's taxonomy places the organism in Eukaryota, Metazoa, Chordata, Actinopteri, Syngnathiformes, Syngnathidae. The transcript is spliced from 5 exons. The coding region runs from base 278 to 2434 and encodes 718 amino acids. Gene Ontology annotation, biological process: regulation of transcription by RNA polymerase II.